Molecule: messenger RNA, 2489 nt
Organism: Lepus europaeus (European hare)
Lineage: Eukaryota; Metazoa; Chordata; Mammalia; Lagomorpha; Leporidae
Product: cytochrome P450 2C2
Exons: 9
Coding region: 74-1546 (490 amino acids)
Biological process (GO): xenobiotic metabolic process
Cellular component (GO): intracellular membrane-bounded organelle; cytoplasm
Molecular function (GO): oxidoreductase activity, acting on paired donors, with incorporation or reduction of molecular oxygen, reduced flavin or flavoprotein as one donor, and incorporation of one atom of oxygen; heme binding; iron ion binding
Source: RefSeq, a predicted model, not a curated record
CAAAAUUAGCAGGAGUGUUAUAAAAGCCUGAGCUUGCAGCUUCCAGUUGUCUCAGGAAGAAGAGAAGGCUCCCAUGGAUCUGGUGGUGGUGCUGGGGCUCUGCCUCUCCUGUUUGCUUCUCCUUUCACUCUGGAAACAGAGUCAUGGGGGAGGGAAGCUUCCUCCUGGCCCCACUCCUUUGCCAAUUCUUGGAAACGUCCUGCAGUUAGAUUUUAAGGACUUAAGCAAAUCUUUAACCAAUCUGUCAAAAGCCUAUGGCCCCGUAUUCACUGUGUAUCUGGGCAUGAAGCCCACUGUGGUGGUGCAUGGGUAUGAAGCAGUGAAGGAGGCCCUGGUUGAUCUUGGACAGGAGCUUUCUGGACGAAGCCGUUUCCUAAUGAAUGCAAAACUUAAUAAAGGAUUUGGAGUCAUUUUCAGCAAUGGAAAGACAUGGACAGAGACCCGGCGCUUCUCACUCAUGACCCUGCGGAAUUUCGGAAUGGGGAAGAGGAGCAUUGAGGAACGAGUUCAAGAAGAAGCCCACUGCCUGGUGGAGGAGCUGAGAAAAACCAAUGCCUCACCCUGCGAUCCCACCUUUAUCCUGGGUGCUGCUCCCUGCAACGUGAUCUGCUCCGUGAUUUUCCAGAACCGUUUUGAUUACACAGACCCGAAUUUUCUUAGCUUGAUGGGAAAGUUCAAUGAAAACUUCAAGAUUCUGAAUUCCCCAUGGGUACAGUUCUGCAAUUGUUUUCCUAUUCUCUUCGAUUAUUUCCCUGGGAGUCAUAGGAAAGCAGUUAAAAAUGUUUUUUAUGUGAAGAAUUAUAUUACAGAGAAAAUAAAGGAACACCAAAAAUCCCUGGACAUUAACAAUCCUCGGGACUUCAUUGAUUGUUUCCUGAUCAAAAUGGAACAGGAAAAGUGCAAUCAACAGUCUGAAUUUACGACUGAAAACUUACUGACCACAGUGAGUGAUGUGUUUUUGGCUGGAACAGAGACAACAAGCACCACCCUGAGGUAUGGACUUCUACUCCUGAUGAAGCACCCAGAAGUCAUAGCCAAAGUGCAGGAAGAGAUUGAGCGUGUGAUUGGCAGACACCGGAGCCCCUGCAUGCAGGACAGGAGCCACAUGCCCUACACGGAUGCUGUGAUACAUGAGAUCCAGAGAUACAUUAACCUUAUCCCCAACAAUGUGCCCCAUACAACAAUCUGUAACCUUAAGUUCAGAAAUUACAUCAUCCCCAAGGGCACAGAUGUAAUAACAUCACUGUCUUCGGUGCUGUAUGACGACAAAGAGUUCCCCAACCCAGACAGGUUUGACCCUGGCCAUUUCCUGGAUGCCAGCGGCAACUUUAGGAAAAGUGACUACUUCAUGCCUUUCUCAACAGGAAAACGAGUGUGUGUGGGAGAGGCCCUGGCCCGCAUGGAGCUGUUUCUAUUCCUGACUGCCAUUUUACAGAACUUUACCCCGAAACCUCUGGUCGACCCAAACAAUGUCGAUGACAAUCCAUUCGCCAGUGGAUUUGUCCGUGUGCCGCCCUUGUACCGGGUCAGCUUCAUUCCUGUCUGAGGAAGGUCAGGUCACUGGAUGCUAUGCUUACAUUUGCAAUUCCCCUUCCUCCAGGACACCAGCCAACUGUUUCCCCCUGUCAUGGGGGCCUUCUCUGACCUGGCCUUUGACAUUUCCUCAUUGCUCAAGGUCCAUUCUCCAUUCGGUGGGAGUUACCUGGGUCCCUUCACAAAUGUAUGUUUGCUAUCACCACACUUAAUACUCUUGGACUGAUCACCACAUGGGCUAAUACUUGUAUAAUGCUAUGUUAUAUGCUGUCACUGUAAACUUGGGCAAGAUGAUUGACAUUUGACAAUUUGGAUCCAUUUCUCCUCUGCAUGCUCUACAUAGAAGCACUAUUAAUUGCUGAAAUCAGUUCUCAAGUUUUCUUCUUUUGUACAUAAUUUGACUAAAAAAUUAAAGGAAACAGAUUCCCAAGAAUCCAUGGUAGUCUUCAUAAUGGUGGGCAAAGAGACAGAAAAAGGCAAAGAGAACAGAUUGCUCUUGUCCACCUCUAGAGAUAAUGGAGAUUUGGAUGUGAAAGACAGAAUGUAUAUCUGGAAGACAUCCAACUUUAGGGAAAUACUGAGAUCAGUCAUUAGGAAAUUUGUGUGUUAGAUUUCACACAAUAGCUUGGGUGUUACUAUGGACAUGAGAUAAAUUUUCGAAUAUUUUCAAUGUUUUUCUUUACAACUUAUAUUCAAGUAUGUAUACCCAUUCUCAUAUUGCUAAUCAUAUGUUCUGAGUAUCAUUCUCCUCUCCUUCCAAAAAACACAGUUCCUGGAAAGCUUCACUAGUUCCCAGUAUUUUGCUCCUUCCCAACACAUUGUUCAACACAUAGCAUAAAUGUGAUGUUAAAUUGAUGCCGUGGUCCUAUAAUCAUUUGCUUCAUUUCAUCUCCAAUUAUAAAAAACUGAAAUAUAACACAUGUGAAAUUCUCAUUAAACAGUUUUUCUUCUACUCA